UAUAAAGAAACUAUUGGAUUGUUUAACGAAGGUAGAUGUUUCCUUUGUAAAGAGAAGGGUUAUAUUGAAUGCGAUUGUUUUAAGAAAGAGCGUUUCGAUUGUAAACGCCGCGAUUAUAUUGCCGCUAUCGUCGACUAUUAUUUAAUUUAG
Molecule: messenger RNA, 150 nt
Organism: Neurospora tetraspora
Lineage: Eukaryota; Fungi; Ascomycota; Sordariomycetes; Sordariales; Sordariaceae
Exons: 1
Source: RefSeq, a predicted model, not a curated record